This is a messenger RNA of Sorghum bicolor (sorghum), 1929 nucleotides long. RefSeq lists its product as uncharacterized. Gene Ontology annotation, cellular component: cytosol. NCBI's taxonomy places the organism in Eukaryota, Viridiplantae, Streptophyta, Magnoliopsida, Poales, Poaceae. The transcript is spliced from 3 exons. Gene Ontology annotation, biological process: response to desiccation. The coding region runs from base 434 to 1633 and encodes 399 amino acids. The record is from RefSeq and is a predicted model, not a curated record.
CACUCCUUUCGUUCUUCAAUUUCCAGAGUGAUCUUAAGUCAAGCCUUUUAAAGAUGGAUCAAAUUUACAUGAAAGAACACUAAGAUCCAUGACACCAAAUUAACAUCAUUAACAUAAAACAUAUUUUCAUAAUGUGUUCAUAUGGUGUCAUAAAUAUUGUUUCCAUUUUCUAUACAAUCAAUCAACCUUGACUUAAGACAACUUUAGUCUAAGAAUUGAUUUAUUCAGGGCAGAGGGAAAUCACACAUCAAUAGUUAGGCCAAUUUUACCUUGCUCAAUAAAGAAAAAAAAUGUCUUCAAUACAGUUCCCGAUCGCCCUCGAUCGAACUGCAGUUUUUAAAAUUCAAUAAAAGCACAGUAGGGAAGGCGCACCACCUCCUUUGUCCCUCAAAAAGAAAACCCAAAAAUAAUAAAUAAAUAAAGAAAAAAAAAGAUGUGCAGUACAGUUGGAAUUUCCGUGGCUGGCCGAUCCAGCGUUGCAAAGCCAUGCUCAAAUUUAGGCCUUGGCAGGAAGGCACCCGUCGCUGAAGCCGGUAAUUACUGGCAGCCAUCGCUUUGGAUGUUUUCCACGCGGCGGCAACACGGCUUCCUCGCUCCGUCCACAAACUCUUGUGUUCCUUCCUCCUCCACCACCUCGAUCCUCCUCGCCUGCGCCUCUCCGUCUAACCAUCUCCGGCGACACAUCGGCGACCCCAGCAUGUCAUCCUCAGAUAGUCCAAAAGUGACAGAAAGAAAAGUAGACAACGAUGGACAUGAUGAUGACGAUAAAGGAGGUUUCUUUGACAAAGUUAAGGAUUUCAUCCAAGACGUCGGCGAAAAGAUUGAAGAAGCAGUAGGCUUCGGAAAGCCUACUGCCGAUGUUACUGGGAUUCACAUACCCCAUGUCAGCCUGGAGAAGAUAGAGCUUAUUGUCGAUGUCCUUAUUGCGAACCCGAACCCUGUCCCCAUCCCUCUUGUUGACAUUGAAUACCUGAUCGAAAGUGAAGAAAGAAAGCUCGUUUCCGGAACAAUCCCUGAUGCUGGGACCAUCCAUGCUCAUGGUUCGGAAACUGUCAAAAUCCCCUUUUUACUAAUCUAUGAUGACAUUAGGAGCACAUACAAGGAAAUCGAGCCUGGAAGCAUCAUCCCUUACAAAGUCAGGGUCGUUCUCCACAUAGAUAUUCCUGUUAUUGGGAGGAUUUCUAUACCGUUAGAGAAAAAUGGAGAGAUUCCAGUGCCAUACAAACCUGAUGUUAGCAUUGACAAGAUCAAGUUUGAGCAGUUCUCUUUUGAAGAAUCGACCGCGAUCCUUCACUUGAAUUUGGACAACAAAAAUGCCUUUGACUUGGGACUGAAUUCAAUGGAUUAUGAAGUGUGGCUUGCUAAUGUGAGCAUUGCAUCGGCUGAACUGAAAGAAUCUACGAAUAUCAAGAAACAGGAAAUAACAACUAUGAACUUACCUAUCAGCUUCAGGCCUAAGGAUUUCGGUUCUGCUAUGUGGGAUAUGAUUAGGGGAAAGGGCACUGGUUACACCAUAAAGGGACACAUUGAUGUCAACACUCCUUUUGGACACAUGAAAAUACCAAUAAGCAAAGAGGGGGGAACAACUCGUCUCAAGAAGGGGGAUGAUGAUGACGACGACGACAAGGAGUAGAAACAAGGGAAUUAGUUUUCUGAAGCAGAUAACAAAUAAGAUAUAUAUAUCGCACAGUUUACUUUGCUGUUUAAGCUAUCCUAGCAUCUUAUUACAAUCUCUAGUUAGCUUUACUUCAUCCACUAUUUGUUGUAUACAUCUGCUUUAUCUGUAUUUCGAUCUUGGAAUUCAUUUAUCUUCAUAGUGCUUCUUUGUGUACGGUCAUAGUUUUGCAUCAAGGAUAUCAAAGAUGUGCAAGAGACAAAGUUACUAGUUGAUGUAUUAAAGACACUCAUCUAGUCCGUGGUGUUAUAUGA